This is a messenger RNA of Cydia fagiglandana, 1077 nucleotides long. RefSeq names its product trafficking protein particle complex subunit 2 (gene Trs20). Gene Ontology annotation, biological process: endoplasmic reticulum to Golgi vesicle-mediated transport. The record is from RefSeq and is a predicted model, not a curated record. Lineage: Eukaryota; Metazoa; Arthropoda; Insecta; Lepidoptera; Tortricidae. The transcript is spliced from 3 exons. Gene Ontology annotation, cellular component: nucleus; TRAPP complex; cytoplasm. Bases 113 to 532 code for a protein of 139 amino acids.
AUUUGUGUCAGUCGAGUUUCAUCAUUCUGUAGGCGUAAAUAUUUAGAUUUCUUGUUUAUUGAGCCUUAAAUCUCACUUCUAUUUUGUUAACAAAACAAGUCUACCACCCGAAAUGGCGGGGACGUACUAUUUUGUAAUUGUAGGUCAUUCGGACAAUCCUAUUUUUGAGAAAGAUUUCAUCCCUGUUCCAAAGGAGAUUAAGAAAGAAGACAACAGGCACUUGAACCAGUUUAUUGCCCACGCAGCGCUAGAUCUCGUAGAUGAGCAUAUGUGGAAGGUCACUAACACUUACCUGAAGUCUGUGGACAAGUUCAACCAGUGGUUUGUGUCUGCUUUUGUCACUGCUAGUCAGAUGCGCUUCAUAAUGGUCCAUGACGCGCGAAAUGAAGAUGGUAUCAAGAAUUUCUUCACAGAUGUGUAUGAAGCAUACAUCAAGCUGAUGCUGAACCCAUUCUAUAAAGAGGACACACCCAUCACACUCCCUGCAUUUGACAAGAAGGUCCAGUUCUUAGGGAAGAAGUAUCUAACAUAGUCCAUUAAUGUUGAUAUUAUUAGUUAAUUUAUUGUUGAAAGGAUACCAUGCAAGGCUUAGCAUUUUUGCUAAGCAAUGUUUAUAUCAAGGUUUUCUGUUCACACUAGACAUCUCAGAGCUUGAUUUGUAUGCAAUGUACCAACAUUCCAUAGCUGACACCAGAAACAUCUUUGUAAGGCUAACUCUCUACUGAGCAAGGUGUAAAUGGUUCUGCUGUUGAAAUGAUAGUCAGAGGGUGGAAUUGCAAUAGAGUUGGAACAUUGAUUUUUAUCGGCUAUCAAAUAAACCGAAAUCAUAUUCAUCUUGUAUCUAUUUCUCUCCAGAGGAACUAUCACUACUUUCAAUAUGACUGAACAUAAUUACAUCACUUGUCAUGUGCUGUAAAAUGCUGGUGCAAAAUGUAAAUAAUGUUUGCCCCUGCACACAAGCAACUUCAGUUAAUAUAACCUAUGGUAUAAGAAAAUUUUAUUAUAAAAUUUAUACUAUUUAUGUCUGUAAAUAAAAAUAUAUGUACAUUAAAAUUAAAGACAUUUCUUAAUUACAAA